Molecule: messenger RNA, 1901 nt
Organism: Phyllotreta striolata
Lineage: Eukaryota; Metazoa; Arthropoda; Insecta; Coleoptera; Chrysomelidae
Source: the annotation of a GenBank genome assembly
UAAACUCCGCCUUACGUGUGACGCAGUUGAAUGUUGAACUCGGACGAAUAGAUAGAGAGUGGAGUAGAGUGGAGUGGAGUCGAAACCAGCACAGCACAUACGUUGAUAUGCCGAGAGAAUGCUCCGUUCAGUUGUAUAACGGCCAUUAGGUGAAUAUCGUCGAGUUUGUGAACAACAAAAACACAUGUGUCGUGAUAUCGUUUCACCGAAAUAGUGAAUGACAAUGAUGACGAUGGACAUAACUAUGUACGGUCACCACAACCAGCAUAACACACCGUACAAUUCCGGCGAAGCUAAUUAUUACAAUUAUUCUAGCGAUGUUAAUCAUUCGUCGUCUCAUCAUCAAUUCCAAAAUUACUAUUCGUCGAAUUAUCAUUACGAAGAUCCUUAUUUGUACGGGGCAUCUUCGGCGGAUGCCGCUGAAGCUCCAUCGUCUCCGCAUAACAUUAGCAGUUACUACUCGCAGCACGUUACCGAAACUCCCAUCGUAAAUACGGACACCGGCCUGACUUAUACGAAUCUAGAUUAUUCUAAUGCAUCGACGAAUUAUGCACAAAACAACUACAACGACAACGGCUUCACCGGCAGAGAUUUACUGCACCAAAACGACAACUCCGAGGACGCGCAACUUCAACAGAAUUACAUACACGAGAGUAAAUUUCAAAUAGACGUUAACGAGAGCAAUUAUUUACUGAAUCCGAACGUGGGUAGCUCGAACGCUUGCAUGGAAUUCCAGCAUUUGCAGAGGUACAAGCAGGAAAUCUCGCCGGAGGAACAUCACAGAUUGAGGCAGCAGCAUGGGUUGCAUCCCAUGACUCCGGUUUCGAUGCAACAGCCGGCUUUGCCGACCUACAAGUGGAUGCAAGUUAAGAGAAACGUUCCUAAACCUCCCGUGCCCAAACUCCCUAACCCUACGCUUUCCGACUACCAGACCUCCAGUCCGAACAAUUCCAGUCUGGACGUCCAAAAUCCCGCGUCCAGAAGCGCCUGUCUGGGCUCCAACGCCUCCAGCCUGCUGAACCUGAACUGCCUGAACACCGGCCGGACGAAUUUCACCAACAAACAACUCACCGAAUUAGAGAAAGAAUUCCAUUUCAACAAGUAUCUGACGAGAGCGCGGCGAAUAGAAAUCGCCUCGGCGUUGCAACUGAACGAGACGCAGGUGAAAAUAUGGUUCCAGAACAGGAGGAUGAAGCAGAAGAAGCGGAUAAAAGAAGGACUGAUUCCGCCGGAGGCGAUAGCGAGCAACGGAAGCAACAGCAACUCCCCGACUUCGGUAACGGCCGUGCAAAACGAAUCCGUCGCCGGAAGCAACGAGAAUAGUCGAGAAUCAAACUGAUUUAAUCUAGUUUGUUUUUGGGAAAAUUCGGUUUUAAUUCAAAUUGAAUUUUCCGUUUUAUCAAAUGAUUCGCCAAAGAGAUUGACUUAGAAAAUUUCGGUUAUAAUUAAACGUAAGGUUGUAUUUAUAGGGCCGUAGAAAAUUUAUAGAACAAGCUUUUUAUGUAUUGUUUGUAUUAAUUUAAAAAUGUACAUUGGUUAUUGUAUAUAAUGAAAUAGUUAGGUAAUUUAAUGAUGUCGAUACUAAAAUAACUCUACGAUGACUUACGAAAAAUAAAUAGUUUCAAUUACUGUGGAUGCAAUUGGUACUUGACCAAAUCUACCUCUAUGAUUUACUUCUUGUAACGUAUCUACUAGGUACUACUACUAUACGCCGUUAGAAUUUUACAAAUUUCGUUUGUGUGAUUGAUUAACAAGAAUAAAAAAGGACUAAUUCACUAUUGACAUUAUUUGUUUUAUUAAAUUUCUCUUCUGUCGUUGAAUUGGAAAUGUAUUAUUGGAAAUAUUAAAAAGUAUUAUUAACUAAUCUUGAACAAAAUAAAUAGUUUUACUUUCAAAAUGGC